Rotaria socialis is the source of this 672-nucleotide messenger RNA. NCBI's taxonomy places the organism in Eukaryota, Metazoa, Rotifera, Eurotatoria, Philodinida, Philodinidae. The record is from the annotation of a GenBank genome assembly.
AUGGGUGGUCAUAUUCGUUCCAAACGGACUGUAAAAUAUGCCUGCGUGAUAUCAGUUUUCUUUCUUAGUGGUUUAUCUCUGCGAACAAGGCAACUUGCGAAAGAAAUUCUUCAUAGUCUUACUCAAAUCUACAGCCUAAUAGUCGUUCUAUUUUUAGUUUAUUAUUUAACACUAUUUUUAUUAAAUACGUCUAUGAAUAAAACAUUGAUUUUUGGUAUGAUUAUAAUGGCUUCAACGUUUAUAACAAUUGCUAAAAAUGUUAUUAUGACUAAGAAUGAUUUAGGCAAUGAAUAUGCUGCAUUAUUAAAUACAAUAAUUGGUAAUAUUUUAGAUUAUGGUCAUGCUAUUGAAACGUUAAGUUUAACUGUUUUACUUCGUUUAUUUAUUGGACAAGCAAUUCAUUUAUUAUGGAUAAAAACAUCCGUACUUUCUACUUGUUGUUCUAUGGGAUCGUUUAAAACGAUCGAAACACAAGAUCAUAUAAUUUAUUGGCAAUUUUCUGAAAAAGAUUCUGCAGCAAUUAUGUUUUAUAGUGCAAGUAAAACUUUAGCUAUGGGAAUUUCAGUAAUCAAUGCUUUAUAUGGUGAUACAAAUCAAGCUCUUACUGGUUUACUUUCACUACCAUUGAUAGUAUAUCAUGCUGAACAAUUAAUUAUCGGAAAAUUGGAUUAA